AUUCUCACAUGAGUUAAAAAGCAAAAAUUCUUCGCUACGGGUAAUAGUCCUCUGUGCUGCUUCCAGACGCCUGAGUUCAGAUUUAGUUCCUGUGUAAUCAACUAAGACUACCUCAGCGAUGGCUAAUUCCUCACAAAUGUUUUCCAAAACUCUUUCUGCGACAAGCGAAUAUAACAUCUCGUGUUCCUUGGAUAUUUCUUUUUUCGUUUUCGCUCGCCAGAACUCAUCGUUUGCCUACAUCUUUUUAGCUAUGGGCAGCAUAAUAUGUUCAGUAACAGCUCUUGUCGGUAACACAAUCGUUAUACUCGCUCUUUGGCGCAGUAAAUCGAUGCACUCCGCUACAAAGGCACUGUUCUACAGUCUUGCCAUCUCCGAUCUCGCGACAGGACUGACUCAGCCCUUAUUUGUUGCAUAUCUGUUGGGUGCCGCUUGGGACAACGCAUGGCUUUACUGUACCGUGGGUUUACCGUUCAGUCUGACGACUACUUUCUUUAGUAUGGUGUCUCUAUGGACGCUGAGCAUUAUCGCUGUGGAUAGAUAUCUCGCUCUUCAUCUCCUCACGAGAUACAAGACAGUGGUUACUGUCAAACUUAUUGUUCUUGCUUUAGUUUUGGGCUGGCUCAUCAGUGCCUUUUGUACGGUCUCUGUAAUUUUUACUGUUAAAUUUAGACAGAUAGUCAGUGAUGUUGUGGUUUUUAUCUGUAUUGUCAUUUCCCUGUAUUUUUACGGAAGGAACUACCUAACUUUACGACAGCAAAAACUUCAUGUACAAGCACUGCGCUCGUUUCAAAUGGAACAUUAUCGCAAAUCUCUAAAUAGCAUGUUUCUGAUAUUCUGUUUAUUUUUGCUAACUUAUGUUCCUAUAAUCUCUAUCUUCGUUUUUGUUAUAAUCGAAGGUUUUGGUAGCACAUCGCUUUUUAUAGUAGAUAUAUUGACAUUGAUCGUUAUAGCGAAUUCAUCGAUAAACCCUGUUGUGUAUUGCAUGCGAGUUCGAGAUCUGAAGGUAGAGGCAAUACGUGUCAUCCAAAGCAUUUUCUUAUGUUGGCCAGUUAUUUGGUUUAAAAAGAAAAAGGUGGCUCCUCUUCCAGCAUAAUCUAACGCAAACUAAAUGUUAUCGCAUAAUUUUAUGCUUAGAUAACAAUUGCUGUAAAUAAGUAAUAAUCAAGGUAUCCUGUCUGUGUUACCUCACAGAGCCUUCGACUUCGGCAGAUGACUCAGACCUCGGUUAUGAUAAUUUAUGUAAGUAUGUGCCACACAGGUGAAUAGUGCUUUUUGUAUGCGAUUUUUGGCUGGUUCAUAGGUGAAUAGCACGUGCUAUCCACCUCCGAGCAGCCGAAGAGGUAAAAUCGUGCGUCAAGAGUUUUAUUUCCCGACCAUUUUUUGGUACAUUGAAAGAAAUAAACUAUUUUUUGGUAUCUAUACAUGUGUGGUAUACAUUAAAACAGUUAUUCACCUCAGCAUCG
Pocillopora damicornis (cauliflower coral) is the source of this 1463-nucleotide messenger RNA. RefSeq names its product adenosine receptor A3-like. The record is from RefSeq and is a predicted model, not a curated record. NCBI's taxonomy places the organism in Eukaryota, Metazoa, Cnidaria, Anthozoa, Scleractinia, Pocilloporidae.